Prorocentrum cordatum is the source of this 1201-nucleotide messenger RNA. Lineage: Eukaryota; Dinophyceae; Prorocentrales; Prorocentraceae. The record is from the annotation of a GenBank genome assembly.
AUGGGGUCUAGGUCUCCGGUCGUGAUUUUCCGCGAUGUCGCAUUUUGCUGGCAGCGUCGGUUCUCAGAGGCUUCUCAGACGCCUCUUGCAGGGGCCGCUUGGGGGCCUCUUGCUCCUCUUUGGAGGCCUCUGGGCGAGUUUGACCAGCGCAGAGCUCUCCAGGGGGCCUCAGGACGCUCCUCUCGCUGCCUCACGGCACGGUGGCGGAUAUUUGCCACCGCGAAGCGCCACAGUGCCGCGCACGCGGCCGCAUUGGAGGGGAGGCUGGAGGAGAUCUGCGGGGCCCGCGGCGUGGAGUACCUCGGAAGCGUGGACGCCAACUCAGCAGAGGUGGUGGAGCGCGCCCGCAAAGUAGACCUCGUCGUCAUCGGGGGCUACGACGGCAUCCUGAAGGGGCCCGUCUUGGAGGCGCCCCUCCACGGCGUCAUCAACACGCACCUCGGCGUGCUGCCGCUCAACCGGGGGUGCUGCCCGACCAUGUGGGCGCAGCUCCAUCUCGGGGCGGACGACACGGGGGGGCGCUUGGCCACUGCCACUUCCGGAGCCGGCGGCGGCGUCGGGAUCUUCAUGCAAGCCCUCGGAGUCGGUGCCGAGAUCGACUUUGGCGGCACGCUCGAGGUGUACGUGGCGGACCCCGCGCUCGGAGGGCUCCUCGACACGAACCGUUGCGUCUAUGACGCCCUCUCCGAGGCGGCGGCGGCCAGGUUUGCGGCCACGCUGGACGCCUUCGAGGCCGGCGAGCCCCUGGGCAGGUGCGAGGGUCGAGAGGCCUACCACCGCAAAGGGAUGCCCAACGACGCCUGGCUUUCGUUCCACUGGAGCGGCCCCUUCCUGCGACGCUUCUCGCUGGCGCUGGACUUCGCCCCGUACCUGCCAGGGCGCUGCCGGGUUGCGUCCGCGGGCGGCGAGGGCGAGGGCGAGAUCUCCGUCUCCGUGGAGGGCGAGUGCGAGGUGCCCGCGGGGGCCGCGGCCGCGGUCGGGGAGGUGCUGCGGAGCGCAGGGGACGAGCUGCACGUGCGCACCGCGCGGGGCGCGGUGCUCUGCCGGCUGCGGCGGGGGCCGCUGCCGCCGGCGGGCUCCGUGCUCUCCUCGGGGCGGCCGCCGGGGGAGGCCUCCGCGGGCCCCUGCCGGCACCCCAUCGACGAGCUCUUUCUGGGCUUCGCGUGAUUCGCCGAGCGCGUUCCGCUGCUCGCAAAGUGCC